AUGGCGGAUUCUCCGUCCUCUCCGCUCUCCGCUGGCUGCCCCGGAUCUACGCACAGACCGGCUGCGAACAAGCACGCCGAGGCUGGCUUGGCGGCUCUUCCUCUUCUCUUCCUCACUCGAUACCCGUGUACGACACCCACCGCCAUGUCCUACCCGCAACCCCCUCCCAACGCCUACUACGGUCCGCCCCAGGGAGGCCCUCCCCAAGGCUUCUACGGCCAGGCUCAAACAAUGUACCCGCAGCAGCAGCCCAUGGUCAUCGUGCAGGAGAAGAGGGACGACGACGGAUGCUGCGACGGAUGCUGUGGCGGAUGCUGCAAGUGUUGCGGGGUCUGCUGUGGAGGAUGCUUGGCAUGCUGUGCGCUGGAGGCGCUGUGCGACUGA
Messenger RNA from Rhodotorula toruloides NP11, 384 nucleotides. RefSeq lists its product as uncharacterized. The record is from RefSeq and is a predicted model, not a curated record. The transcript is spliced from 3 exons. Lineage: Eukaryota; Fungi; Basidiomycota; Microbotryomycetes; Sporidiobolales; Sporidiobolaceae. Bases 1 to 384 code for a protein of 127 amino acids.